This is a messenger RNA of Zootoca vivipara (common lizard), 1053 nucleotides long. It is a transcript of the gene ZPBP2, whose product is annotated as zona pellucida binding protein 2. NCBI's taxonomy places the organism in Eukaryota, Metazoa, Chordata, Lepidosauria, Squamata, Lacertidae. Gene Ontology annotation, cellular component: zona pellucida receptor complex; extracellular region; acrosomal vesicle. The record is from RefSeq and is a predicted model, not a curated record. Gene Ontology annotation, biological process: binding of sperm to zona pellucida; acrosome assembly.
AUGCAAGGCGGCAGUGGUUGGUCGCCCCUUCCCCUUUACAUCGCCCCCCACCUUCUCCUCACGAUGGGGGUCAUGCUGAACGCUCUCAUGGCCUUGACCCAAGUCGAAAAUGAAGUGGGCAAAGAACAGUAUUCUGUUACGUCAGUUAAAAAGAAUUACAUUUAUGGCAAAACCCACCAUAAAGUGAACGUCUAUGUCAAAGUGCACAGAGACAGCCCCUUUCUAGUGUGCAUGGACUUGUCACUUUCACAAAGUGAAGUCGUAGACCCCAACUACCUAUGGAUUGGGCCAGAUGGACUGAACCUGAGACGGAAAAGUUAUGUGAAUCUCACAGCUACUGGAAAGUUGAUGGUGCGCGGUUUUACAGAGCACAUGUCUGGAUCUUACACUUGCACACUUUCUUACAGAGUUUUAAAGCCGGACAUGAAAGGAGAACGAGAGAUAUUCAAGACAUAUAGGUUUAUGGUGUACGCAUAUCGGGAACCAGAUUACACGUAUCGAAUGUCUGUUCACUUUACGACCAAAGAGUGCCAUCUAACAACAAAUCAACAAUUCUUUCAAGAGCUAAAUAAGAUCUUGAACAAUCUGAUUUCCCACCUGACAUGUCGUAUCAUUGAGACGUCCUACAGAUGCUUUUCUGUCAAGCGACCAAAACAUGGGCUAGAAGAUGAGCUGUUCAUUGUUUUUAAAGUGAGUCCAUUUGCCCCUGGCUGGGAACUUAUCUGUCACAAGAUGGCCUCUGACUGUCAAGAUGAGACCAACAACCGUGUUCAAAAGGCCCAAUCGCUCGUGGAAGAGUUCUUCCGUAGGCAGCAGUCCAUCAUGAAACACGAGUUUCUGAAUUCCCCUGCAAUCCAUUACGUAGACCAUAGUUUACAAGUCACUCGGCUGGACAGCUGCCGGCCAGGGUUUGGGAAAAACAACAUCGCCCACAGCGACUGUGCAAAUUGCUGCGUGGCCUGUGACCCCGGGAGCUAUAGCCCAAACAAUGGAGUAGUCUGCGAGCCGUGUACAAAUAUACGGAUUAAAAACUAUGGAGCAACAUCCUGCUAA